GCAGUUUUUAUUGUUUUGAUCACGUGUUUGGCCGCAUGUUAACUAAUAAGUAUUGUUGAAAAAACAAUUUGUUAAUAACAAUGCUGCGGGGGAAUACAUUGUUUACUUAUAUUCAUGCACGUGCUUAAUUUGUUUACUUAACGCAAAUUUUACAUGAUUUUAUUGUAGGUUAUAAUAAUUUGUCGUCCAAUUAUAAGAUAUUUUAGCAGGUAUACUGAUAUAAGUCUCAUGUUAUUUCCACUGCAAAAGCAAUUUGCGUGAAACAAUGGCCUCGAAUCAGAUUGAUAAGAUUCUCAACCUUUAUAAAAUUCUUUCGCAAAAUCCCACGUUAACCAAAGCUAGAAUAACAUCAUAUCCAAAAAAUGGAAUUACUAUUCAGAGUCACUGGUCUCAGAGGAAUUUGGAAAGAUGCUCAAAGCAAAAAUUUAUACAGGACUUCAGUCUUGAUUCAAAUUUAAAUCUUCUCACCAAAAGUUUUCCCGUUGAUGUCUCCAAUGAACUCCUAAGCACCUUUUCUGAGGAUGAACAAUAUAAAGCAAUUUUAAGGCAAGUUAAAGUAGACAACACUUCCAAACAAUUCAUCGAAAUUUGGGAUAGACAACAUUUAAUCAAAAAUUAUGAUCUAUCAGCAUAUGAUGCACAUGGAGAAAUUUACACUGAUGAUCAAUUCAGUUCAUUUCACUUUUCUCCGGAUAAAUCGAAAUUACUCUACAUUGCUGAGAGGAAAAAACCAAAAUGUGAACCAUUUUACAAACAAAAAAGCCAAGAAAAAAGGGAAAAAGAAAUUAAGGACGCGGAAGAAAUAUCAAGGGGAAAUGAAUAUAUUUUCAAACCACAUUGGGGUGAAAAGUUAGUUGGCAAGCACAAAUCAGUAAUUGUAAUUGUUGACAUAAAUGAGGACCUGAUAAAAAUUAAUCAAUAUAUUCCUGAAGAAUAUUUCGUUGGACAAGUAACUUGGACUCCGAAUGGCGAAGAUUUAGUUGGCGUAGCUUGGAAAUGCGAAACAAGAUAUUUAGGAUUAUAUGCCUGCACAAAUAGAACUAGUUGGAUAUUCUGCUUAAAAAAUUCUGAAUUCCAAAAAAUAUCAACCGAUGGAUGUGCUGUACGUGCUCCGCGAUUCAGUCCCGAUGGAAAAACUCUUGUGUGGUUGGAGCGAGAUUUGGGAGGUGCACAUCACUCAUGCCAUAGAUUAAUGCGGCUUAAAUGGGAAACAAAUGAGAAAGCCGAUGCACUUAUUAAUAUUGUUCCUAAUUUUGUAACGAUCGCUCAAGAUAAAAAAUUCUAUGGGCUUUAUAAUCAAAGUCUACCUCGUCGUUGUUUUAGCAAUGAUUCUCGAUAUAUUUUCUUAAGUUCUACUCAACGGUAUAACAUUAAAUCUUAUAUGGUUAAUAUUGAAACACAAAAUUUGAAUGAAAUUCAAAACGAUGACUCCAGUUUACUUGUUCUUGAUGUAAAACAAAAUAGACUUGUAUUGAUGAGAAUGUCUUCCAUUGAACCGCCUCGUUUAGUCGUGGGACGAUUCGAUCCUUCAGUUGAAGAUGCAGAACUUUCAAAUUUACAUUUACUGGAAAUUACAAAACCUGUAGCAAUGCCAGAAGGAAUAAAAAAUCUUAUAAUAGAACAUACAGAUUACAAAUAUAAUUCUGAAGAAGAAGUCAAUGAAUUUAAUUACACUUACUUUGGGAAAAAAAACAGUAAAGGUAAAACAGUGCCAUGGGUUCUUAAUCUUCAUGGUGGACCACACUCUUCUUUUUAUAAUAGUUUCUCAAUUGAGACUUGCAUUUUAGCCAUUUUGGGCUUCGGAAUUGUCCAUGUGAAUUACAGAGGAUCGACAGGAAUGGGUGAAAAAAAUCUUAAUUAUCUAUCAGGUAAAGUUGGUGAAGUAGACGUUUUGGAUUGCGUCACUGCCACUCACGAUGCCUUGAAAAAAUAUCCAUGGCUUGAUCCAAAUUAUAUUGGAUUGAAUGGAGGUUCUCAUGGAGGAUUCUUAGUUUCUCAUCUCAGCUCUCAAUAUCCCGAUCUCUACAGAGCAGUUGUUUCAUUUAAUCCCGUGAUUGACAUUGCAUCUAUGUAUACCACAUCUGACAUCCCCGAUUGGUGUGCAGCUGUAAGUGGAACUCCCUUCAUUGAAACUUUACUUCCAACAACAAUGGAAAUAAAAUCUUCUGAAAUAUACCUAAAGAUGUUCAAUCAUUCACCAAUCGUUCAUGUGAACAAAGUCAAAGCACCCACUCUACUUCUUCUAGGCAGUAAUGAUUUGCGAGUACCAUUUUCCCAAGGAAAACUUUGGUAUAAUAGAUUAAAAGCCAAUGAUGUAAAAACAAGAAUGCAUAUUUAUGAGGAUAAUCACUCAUUAGCAAGUGAUUCAGCAGAAAUAGAUAGUAUAAUUAACGGUAUACUUUGGUUGAUGGAACACAAUUCUAAGUUUAUCCCAUCAGAGGAGAAAGUAUUACAGUAAUCCAGACUGGUCCUGAUGAAGAGAAGAGAGAGGAAAAGGCUAAACAGACGCCAGUGAAAAAUUAAGAAGAAAAAGUUGAUACUUCUCAAUUCUCGAAAAAAUUAUUCUAUAUACUUAUAUUUCCUACUUUUAUAUUUUAAAAUAAUUAAAGUAAGAAUCUAUUUUCGUCAUUGGAAUUUAUUGCACACCAAGAAAUAUUUUUUGAGCUUAAUGAGUAAAAAAUAAAAAUAUUUUAUUACUAACAAA
This is a messenger RNA of Leptopilina boulardi, 2704 nucleotides long. RefSeq names its product acylamino-acid-releasing enzyme-like. Gene Ontology annotation, molecular function: serine-type endopeptidase activity. NCBI's taxonomy places the organism in Eukaryota, Metazoa, Arthropoda, Insecta, Hymenoptera, Figitidae. Bases 266 to 2458 code for a protein of 730 amino acids. Gene Ontology annotation, biological process: proteolysis. The record is from RefSeq and is a predicted model, not a curated record. The transcript is spliced from 15 exons.